Ascoidea rubescens DSM 1968 is the source of this 1548-nucleotide messenger RNA. RefSeq lists its product as uncharacterized. Bases 1 to 1548 code for a protein of 515 amino acids. The record is from RefSeq and is a predicted model, not a curated record. The transcript has a single exon. Lineage: Eukaryota; Fungi; Ascomycota; Saccharomycetes; Ascoideales; Ascoideaceae.
AUGAAUUCUCAUUUAAACAUUUCUUCAACAACUUUGGAUCGCAAAAAGUCCUCGAAUAGCAUCAAUUCAUUAAACACCUACAACACUCUAGCUACAAUGGAUACAUCAAAUACUCUAACCACUAUUUCUUCCAGCUCAAACCAAAGUUCUUUAAUAAUUUCAAAAAAAAGUAGCUCCAAUAAUAUGUCAAAUAAUAAUUCAAGUUUGCAUUUUACUCCUCCCCAAUAUCAAUCAUUUUACUUGAAUGAUCCUUGUAUCAAUCCAGAUAUUCUCCUUGAAGAAGAAGAGGACUAUAACUUGGAUUUGGAAUUAUAUGGUCCUCCUUGGACAAAAGAAGGCCUAUUAAAGAUUAAAAGAUUUGAAAAACCAAAAUUUUUUUCUCUGUAUAAAUAUAGCAAAAGUUCCAAUGACAUUUCAUCUUCUUAUUCCAAUCCAAAUAAUCCUAACAGAAAUAGAAUAUCUUCUCAUAAAUACAACAGUGUACAUCACUCUUUUUCAAAUAUCAAAUGGAAAACUAAUUUUUCUGUUGUUUCCAGAGGAGAAUUGAAAUUGUUUUCGUUUGAUAUAAAUGGUGGUUCAAAUGGUCACAACAACAAUCGUCACAACAACUCGACCAAUCAUCCACACAAAUUGAAAAAAAAAUUAUCAAGAUUAAGACUAACUGAUAAAUCUGAAAAACAUAAAAAUGUAGAUGGCGAAAUUGGUGAUGGUAAUUGGAUGAAAAACGCAAAUGAAGCUGGUUCUUAUAGCUUAUAUUCAACAUAUGCCAAGAUUAUUCCAGAUGGCAAUAUUUCUGACCAAAAAUUCAAAACAAAUGAACUAGAAACGUUUUGGGCUUUGAAGCUACCUAGCACAAAUAACCAAACUAACAACUGUUUUAAUCUAACAAACUCAAUUGUUGAUGGAAUGAAAGAUCCCCUACUUGCCUCUCACAAUCUAUUAACAAUAUACAAUGAGAAUAUUUUGAUAUUUUCUGCGGGCACUAAAGAAAUUGCAGAAGAAUAUGUUUUCACCUGCAACUUCUGGGCUGCAAGACUAACUGCUAUACCAAUCGAGUCUGAGGCUAUUUCAAAUAAAGAGUUUGGCUGGGGCUCAAUAUUAAAAGAAAAUGAUAUAACCAAAAUACUAUCAACUAAAAUCCAUAAGUGGGAGCCCAUGCUACAAAGUUUGACACAAUCUAAUAAUACAAUGAAAAAGCAAUUAGUUGAACUCUAUAAAUACGUUCAGGUUUUGGAAGAUUUGAUUGGGGAUCAUAUUAAAAUAAAAACCGACAUUGAAAAAUUUUUUAAAGAAAAGUUUUUCAGUGCCUCUUCAGCAUGCAACCAAAGAGUCGAAAAUACCUCCAUCUAUAGUACAAGCAGCAGAUCAACAACAAACACCUACUCCCUUCAUAGUACUAAAUUGUACAAACUGAUUAUGGUAAACUGGAAUAAUAAAUAUAGCUAUUUGAUAAAUGAGCACAAUCAAUUUAAAGAUUAUGUACUCACUUUGAAGGAAGCAAUUGAUAUAAAAGAUAAAGAAAUUUUAAAAACAUCAGGAAGAGCUUAA